Molecule: messenger RNA, 2171 nt
Organism: Neoarius graeffei (lesser salmon catfish)
Lineage: Eukaryota; Metazoa; Chordata; Actinopteri; Siluriformes; Ariidae
Gene: rsrp1
Product: arginine/serine-rich protein 1
Exons: 6
Coding region: 171-1070 (299 amino acids)
Source: RefSeq, a predicted model, not a curated record
AGGGGCGGAGCUUCUGGAGCUUUCUGGAAAUUUCCAUUCUAUUCGAUGCUGUGUGGAGACCGAACCGCUUCAAUCAACCCCGUCAAAGACAGCUGAAGAUUUUAACUGCAGGAAAGCUUUAUUUUAGUUUUUUUCCUCCGAGGAUUUACGCUGUUUCUUCAGGUUUAACAAUGAGAACUGAAAAUGGAGUUCGAGCUCAGCAGCGUGAUCUUGAAAAGGGAAGGCGACUCGUUUUCAACCAGGACUCUUCACCAACACCCAGCUCAUCACGGUCAAGCAGCAGCAGCAGCAGUGACAGUUCUUAUUCCAGCAGUGAUCGAAGCAGAUCCCCGUCUGUGUCGCGCAGGCCACGGAGACACCACCGACAUGGAUCACGUUACUCUUCAUCUUCAAGUCGCAGCUCCCGUUCUCGUUCUCGCCCGCGCUGUUGCCGAACUUCAGAUCGUUCCUUUUACCACUGUCGGCAUCGAUCUCGCUCAUACAGCCCCUAUCCUAGGUGCUCAUCCCGUCAUGGACGACGAAGAUACUCGCGCUCGAUCAGCCGCUCUUCUUCCCGGGAAAGUUAUUACAGGAGGUCGAGGAGGUCCCGGUCUCGCUCCUCAAGCUACAGGAGAAGAAGGGGUGCUUACGUUGGCAGGUUCAGGUGCCAAUUCUCCCCCUCACCUAUGAGGAGAUACUACAGGUACAAGUCGAAAUCUCCAGAAUGCUCCAUUCGGCUUAGUCAGAAAGACAAAAUGGCUCUUUUGGAUGUUGCCAGAGAGAAUGCAGCGAAGAUUCUGGGAGUAGAGGUGGUGAAGCUGCCUGCCAGCUUGAGGUGUGUUGAGGAACAAGUGGAAAAGACGUUAAAGUCCAACCCUGAGGAAAGGGUGAGAGCAGACCCAGUGCUCCUGAAGAAACCACCACAGACAUGGUUGUUUUUGGCUGAUGGAUGUAACGGAAUCGUGAUGAAGACAAAAAAUAUAGACCACCAACACCUACAUACUGUCUUAUCUGGAUUAGAUCACAUGACAGUGGUCUGCACUCCUCCACCCUUUGGAGUAGGAGAAAGAGGUGGAAAUCGUUUCACUUGAGAGACGCCAUUUUUCAGGAUGGUUUAAAAUCUUGUAAUGUGCAAAGGUCAAGUAACAUCAGUGCAAAUAUUGUUAGUCCUAGAUUUUCCUUAUGAUAGACUGAUGAUGCAGUACUGAAUUAUUAUUUUUUAUAUGAGACUUGGUACAAGGCAGGUCAUCCUGUUGUAGAGCCACAUACCUCUAUCAGUAGGACUUGAAUGUAAACUCACUGAUGGUUGAACUAGGUGCAUUGUGAUUUACCAGAGUCUUCCUUGGUUCUGUGUGUCUGAAGAACCUCAGGCGUACAGACUGGCCUUAAGUUCGAAGAAACCUCGUAUACCAAAGACCAGUCUGUGCACAGAGUGCUGGAUGAGGGUUUGGAAACAUAUUACAUUUACUGCAUCUUUAUUUAGGAUGUUUUUGUUUUAUUUUAUUACUCUUAUACAUUUUUGUUUACUUUCUCUCUGACUGCAGCACAAGCGGUUGACAGAUGAAUAGAAACGUGCACUACAAUGCCAAAGUCACUAUAAGUAGACUUGGUUUCCUUAUUUCUUCAUGCAUGCAAGAUGUUUUGUUAGAAAACAAUUAUUACAUGUAUUAGUGUUUAAUAUAGUUGUCUCUUCUUUUCUUUAGGAUGAAGGUGAGGCAGAUGAAGACAUGGGGAUUUCUAGAACAUCUCCAGGAAGAAAACCAAUUGCCUUCAGUAUCCACAAUGUUGUUGCCAAACCAUCAGACAGCCCAACGCUUCAUGUUACAAAGAGUAAGGUAACAUCCAGAGCAGACAUUGUGGGGAACAGUAAACCAUAUGGACGGUGGAUCCCUGUCAAGACGGUUUCCAUUAAAAAGCGCUGAUCCUCGUGUUGGAGUUUAUUAUUGUGGUGUAUAUACUGUAAAGUCUGUAUGUAUAGGGAGAUGUGAGCAUAGUGGAUUCAUCAGGAAUGUUUUCUUUCAGAUGUAAAGUGAUUUUAAGUUGGAAGAAGACAAAUGGAUAUCAAACAGGUGGGAGGUUUUGUGUAUAACUUUUUUUUUUCUGUAAAUAGUUUCUAAUAAAGAUUUAUAAAAUGAAGUUGGGUAAAAGAACUGUAUGAACAAGACUUUAAAUAAACAAAUUUCACAAUUUAA